This is a messenger RNA of Poeciliopsis prolifica (blackstripe livebearer), 1005 nucleotides long. RefSeq names its product eukaryotic elongation factor 2 lysine methyltransferase (gene eef2kmt). The record is from RefSeq and is a predicted model, not a curated record. Bases 1 to 1005 code for a protein of 334 amino acids. The transcript is spliced from 8 exons. NCBI's taxonomy places the organism in Eukaryota, Metazoa, Chordata, Actinopteri, Cyprinodontiformes, Poeciliidae.
AUGGGUAAACAGGAAGUAAACAAACACACGUGGAACAUGGCGCUUUCAGAGCAGAAGGAGAGGAAACCCGAGGAUACUUUAAGGGAUUUUCGGGCCUCGUUUUUCUCCAUGAACCGAUUGGCUUCGUUUCCCUGGACGUUUCUAGACAGAGAGCUGCAGAGCAACAAGUCAUCAGAGUUCAUCUCAGAGCUGCUGCAGCAGACAUGUCUUCAUCCUCUGUGUGGAAAGUUUCCACCAUCAGUCCGAUUCAGAAGGAUUUUCCUCUCUGAGCUCAUCAAACGGCAGGAGGCUGCAGGCUGCGAUCCUCUGGAUGAGCUGUACGACGCCCUGGCGGAGGUGGUGGGGGUGGAGGAAACGCCGCACUGCCACAAGACCUACUUCCUGCCCACCGGAGACGCCAUCAGCCUUCUGGAAAACGUGGCUGUGAUCUCUGAAGGAACGACGGGCCUGGUGACCUGGGAAGCUGCUCUCUUCCUGGCUGAGUGGGCCCUGCAGAACCCACAGGCGUUCACCGGCAGGUCGGUUCUGGAGCUGGGAAGUGGCGUUGGAUUGACCGGAAUCACUGUGUGCCGCUGCUGCAGCCCGGUCCGGUUCGUCUUCAGCGACUGUCACGCCGUGGUUCUGGAGAAACUCAGAGAAAACAUCCGUCUGAACGGCCUGGGCGGCGGGAAGAGUCCAUCCGUCACGGUGGACCAGCUGGACUGGACGACGGCGCAGGAGGAGCAGAUCCGCCGGAUCCGACCCGACACGGUGAUCGCUGCAGACGUGGUGUAUGAUCCGGAAGUCGCAGGAAGUCUGGCAGAUCUGCUGCUGAAGAUCCUGAAAUGUUCACCGGCAGCAGAGAUCCUGAUCUGCUCCACCAUCAGGAACCCGGAGACGUACGGCGGCUUCAAGCUGCGGCUCGAGGCUGCAGGUCUGGGCCACCAGGUUCUGACCGGACCCGUCGGCGCCGUGUUUCCCUACGACCGGCUGGCUCCAAUAGAACUCAUCAAAGUGUUCAGGUGA